This is a messenger RNA of Bolinopsis microptera, 2999 nucleotides long. RefSeq names its product E3 ubiquitin-protein ligase HACE1-like. Gene Ontology annotation, cellular component: Golgi membrane; cytoplasm; nucleus. Gene Ontology annotation, biological process: Golgi organization; membrane fusion; protein polyubiquitination. Gene Ontology annotation, molecular function: ubiquitin protein ligase activity; protein binding. The record is from RefSeq and is a predicted model, not a curated record. NCBI's taxonomy places the organism in Eukaryota, Metazoa, Ctenophora, Tentaculata, Lobata, Bolinopsidae.
UACAUGGACAACCCAACACUACUGUGUGUUAUGUAGAACUAAAGAUGAGUUGUGGCGGGAGCAGCCCUUACCGUCUCAAUCUACUAACGCUCCGGCGUGGAGCAACCACUGAGCUUCCUGAGGAUCCCAACCAGGCCUUCAACCUGCUCCUAGAGUAUGCUGUGCAGGGUAAACACCAGGCUGUCAGCGAGCUGCUGGAGAAGUAUUACAAUGAUCAUCCUGCGGCUGUAGCUGCUCAUAUUUCUCUUGAUCCUGUAACUCCAGAACCAAAAUCACAUGUUUCCAGACGCCUGUCUUACUCGGAACCUAGGCCUAGACGGGACUUACCGUCUCGCAGUCGGAAUGCCACGUCUGUGUCCAUUGAUGAUGUGCAUGUUGAGAUAUUUGACAUCAACACGACCAAGAACCGCCAUGCAAGAAGCUUGCUUCACAUGGCAGUCAGUGCUGAACAGGGCAAAGUCGUCAAAACACUUCUCAAGUUUAAAGCAGAUCCUAAUCUAAAAGACAAAAUGGGCAUGACUCCGCUCCACAUUGCCUGCAGAAAGACUUCCAAUGAUAUUCUCCUAAAGUUGGUGUCAGAAGGGGGUGAUCCGAACAUCUGUGAUAACGAGGGGUUGCUGCCGUUACACUGGGCCGCCUCUUGUGGCCAGGUUGACAAUAUCAAGUCACUUGGUGUUAUCACCAGUAAUAUCAACCAACAAGAUAACCAUGGCCGCACUGCCCUGCACUACGCUGCUCUCAAUGGUCACUACUCUGUGUUGAAGUACUUGUUGGAUACCUUCUCCAAGAAGAUAGAUGUUGAUGUUACUGAUGAAAACAUCGAGUGUGCUCUUAUUCUUGCGUUAACUAAAAAGUAUGUCAGCUGCGUUGAUGCCUUGUUGAAGUUUGGUGCUUGCGUCACAUUUCGUAGCAAACACAACGAAAGUGCUCUUCAGCUUUGUCUAACAAAGAAUCUUUUUGCCCAAGCUUAUCUCGUCACAAAAGCAUAUCCGAGUUUUAUGAAAGAGUUGGAACAAGCUAUCGAAUGUAAUGCAGUAAGUUAUGAAGUUAUGAAGGAAUUUGUGGAGUACAUGUUUAGAGAGCACCCCGAAGAAGUGUGGGAUUUGUGGACAGACCUGAGGAAUGUUGUUAUCGACUGUGCUCAAGAUCUUGUCGACUGUCAGAGAACCGUUCAUAGUUUCCCUCUUUUUGUAAAGCUCCUUAAAUUUGUACGCUCCCUGGGCAUCUCAUCCGUCGAUCACAUCAGAAACAAAAGUAAGGUUCAAAAACGGAUGUUAUCAUUUUCCCCAAAAACACCUCAGCAAGAGGAAAAACUAAUACUCAACAGACAAAUUGAGAUAGAAACUCAGAAUAUAGCAAGUCACGGUGAACCCUCUAAAGUAGAUGCCUUUGCUGCGUUGGAUGAUGUGUGGAAGUUUCUCAACAAAUGGAUGAGACUUGUUAAAUCUUAUCAUUCCAGGACGAAAGAUGGCAGUAACUAUCGCUUUAUGAGACGGCCCUACGAGCUUGAUGCCAAUGAUUUACGAGACAUUGCUCCGCAACUUUGCUCACUUGUCAAAGGUUAUCACAUCUGGUCAGAAGACACGACGCAUUACAGGGAGUUUCUAGACUUUAUCUCAGAGUUCAGUUCCGUUCUGAAACUUUUCUUGACAUUCAACACUGAGCUUAUCUUUGGUCCACUGGACUUCCUCAUGGAUUCUCCAGUUGCUAUGCUUGAGUUUCAGAACAUUAGACGGGCUGUGCUGGACGUUCCUCUAGAGCUGAGAAAGAGUUGGUUUUACGACGGACUGUACGGCAACGAACCACCAGACAACCCUAACUUUCUCAGUGAAAAUCUGAACAUUUUCUUUAUAGACCGAGAUCAGAUAUUCACAACAUCAUGCGAGCAGGUCAUGAAUGCAGAUGAUAAAUUCCUUAGGGGCAGUCUGACUAUAAACUUUCACGGUGACGACGGCAUGGGGGUUGGAGUGAGGAGAGAAUGGUUUACUCUUCUCACUGAAAAAAUAACUGAUCCAAUGUAUGGUUUGUUUCAGCGGUAUAAUAACGGCCUUAACUUCCAACCUACCCCUUCCUCAAAAGUAAACCCAGAUCAUCUGCAACAUUUUGAGUUUGCUGGCAAGGUGGUCGCUCUCAUGAUUUACUACAAGAUAACUAUCGGGAUCCAUUUCACUAGAAGUUUCUGCAAGCAUAUUUUGGGGGAUCCGCUAGAUUUCACGGACGUGGCAAGUAUAGAUAACGAUUUGGCGAUGAGUUUGCAGUGGGUUAUAGAUAACGAUAUCUCAGAUAUGGUUGAGCUGACGUUUAGUGUUGAUGAACAAGAGUUUGGGGAGCAAGGAACAGUUGAGCUAAAGAAAGGAGGAGCAGAUAUAAUUGUAACUGAGGAAAACAAGGUGGAAUAUGUCAGGUUACUGACUGAGUACAAGAUGACCGGCUCCAUUAAGCCCCAGAUCAACAGUUUUCUCAGUGGGUUCUACAGUAUUGUUCCUAGGAAGAUCCUCGCCAUUUUCGGUCCUGACGAACUGGAACUUAUACUGUGUGGCUUGAGUAUUAUUGACCGUAAAGACUGGCGGAAAAACACAAAAUACAUAAAUUUCACGGCCGAGGAUGACAUGAUUGUUUGGUUUUGGGAAAUAAUGGAAACGUUUGAUCAAGAUGAACUGGUUGCUUUGCUGAAGUUUAUCACGGUUAUUCUCGAGUUCCACACGGUGUUCAGUCAGUUCGCUGUGAUUGGCAGCUCAGGUCCGAUCAAGAUCAGUAAGGGGAAUGGAACUGUGAACAACCUCCCUAAAUCAAGUGUCUGUUUUAAUUUGCUACUGCUGCCAGAAUACACUUCAAAGAUGCUGAAGGAGAGAUUGAAGACCGCUAUGUCGUAUGCUAGCAUCGGUUUUGAUCAGUGUUGACUCGUUAAUAACUCAGUUGAUUGUACAUUAGUGUUAGUAAUUGUAACACGGGAAGUUUUGACAUAGGAAAAUGUGCCGUCGUUUUAAAAUUGUUUUUUU